GGUUCAAGAUGGCCGGCCGUUUCGGUCCCCCUCCUGCCCUCGGCCCCAAACCCCAUUCAUUGCCGCGCUGCUGAGCGGCGCCGCGAGCAGGCCCGAGGGCUCCGGGCGCUGUCCCCGCGGGGCAGGAGACCGCCAUGGCGACCCUGGAGAAGCUGAUGAAGGCUUUCGAGUCUCUCAAGUCUUUCCAGCAGCAACAGCAACAGCAGCCGCCGCCGUCUCAGCCCCCUCAGCCGCCGCCGCCUCAGCCGCAGCCCCCGCCACCGCCGCCGCCGCCGCCGCCGCCGCCUCCCGGGCCAGCCGUGGCCGAGGAGCCACUGCCCAGACCAAAGAAAGAACACGCAACCACCAAGAAAGACCGUGUGACUCACUGUCUGACAAUAUGUGAGAACAUAGUGGCUCAGUCUCUCAGAAAUUCCCCAGAAUUCCAGAAACUUCUGGGCAUUGCUAUGGAACUUUUUCUGCUGUGCAGCGACGACGCGGAGUCGGAUGUCAGGAUGGUGGCGGACGAGUGCCUCAACAAAGUCAUAAAAGCUUUGAUGGAUUCUAACCUUCCGAGGCUACAGUUAGAACUCUAUAAAGAAAUUAAAAAGAACGGCGCCCCUCGGAGCCUGCGUGCCGCCCUCUGGAGGUUUGCUGAGCUGGCUCACCUGGUUCGGCCUCAGAAAUGCAGGCCCUACUUGGUAAACCUCUUGCCGUGCCUGACUCGGACGAGCAAGAGACCGGAGGAGUCUGUUCAGGAGACCUUGGCUGCUGCUAUACCCAAAAUUAUGGCUUCGUUUGGCAAUUUUGCAAAUGACAAUGAAAUUAAGGUCCUGUUAAAGGCUUUCCUCGCGAACCUGAAGUCCAGCUCCCCGACUGUGCGGCGGACAGCGGCCAGCUCCGCGGUGAGCGUCUGCCAGCACUCUAGGAGGACGCAGUACUUCUACAGCUGGCUGCUCACUGUGCUGCUAGGUCUGCUGGCUCCUGUCACCGACGAGCGCCCGCCCCGCCUGGUCCUUGGGGUGCUGCUUGCGCUGCGCUGCUUGGUGCCCCUGCUGCAGCAGCAGGUUCAGGACACCAGCCUGAAAGGCAGCUUCGGGGUCACGCGGAAAGAGAUGGAAGUGUCCCCCUCGACAGAGCAGCUGGUGCAGGUGUAUGAGCUGACCUUGCAUUACGCGCAGCACCCAGACCACAACGUGGUGACCGGGGCUCUGGAGCUCCUGCAGCAGCUCCUCAGGACCCCGCCUCCCGAGCUCCUGCGGGCCCUGACCACGCCGGGUGGCCUGGCGCCGCUCAGCGCCCCCAGCCUGGAGCCCGGCGCUCGGAGCCGCAGCGGGAGUAUCGUGGAGCUGAUAGCUGGAGGGGGUUCUUCCUGCAGCCCUGUCCUUGCAAGAAAGCAGAAAGGGAAAGAGCUCUGCGGAGAGGCGGCCGCCCUGGAGGACGACACCGAGUCGCGGUCGGAGGGCAGCAGCCCAGCCUUUGCAGUCAAGGGCGAGAUCUGUGGGGAGCUGGCUGCCUCUCCAGGGGUCUCCACUGCGGGUUCUGCCAGCGCAGCUGCCGCCUCCACGGGUCACGACAUCAUCACCGAGCAGCCCCGGGCACAGCACACCCUGCAGCCGGACGCGGUGGACCUGGCCGGCUGUGACUUGACGAGCGCUGCCACCGACGGGGAGGAGGAGGACAUCCUGAGCCACAGCUCCAGCCAGAUCAGCGCCGUCCCGUCCGACCCUGCCACGGACUUGAACGAUGGGACCCAGGCCUCCUCCCCUGUCAGUGACAGCUCGCAGACCACCACCGAGGGGCCGGAUUCGGCCGUGACCCCUUCGGACAGUUCUGAGAUUGUGUUGGACGGAGCUGACGGCCCGCCGCGCGGGGAGGAGGAGGAGCCCCCGGGCCUCCUUCCGGACGAGGACUCGGACGCCUUCCCACACCCCUCAGCCGAAGCCCUUCAGCAAGCGCACCUGCUGGGGAGCAUGGGCCACAGCAGGCGGCCCUCUGAGGGCAGCGUGGAUAAGCUCCUGCCGAGAGAGGAGGCUGCCGACCUGGGAGAGCAGGAAAGCAAGCCUUGCCGGGUCAAAGGUGACAUUGGACAGCCUACCGACGAGGAUGCUGCCCCCCUGGUCCAUUGUGUCCGUCUUUUAUCUGCUUCAUUUUUGCUAACGGGGGAAAAAAAUGCGUUGGUUCCGGAUCGGGACGUGCGGGUCAGCGUGAAGGCGCUGGCGCUCAGCUGUGUGGGAGCGGCCGUGGCCCUUCACCCCGAGUCUUUCUUCAGCAAGCUGUAUAAAGCCCCUCUGGACACCGCGGAGUACCCUGAGGAGCAGUGUGUCUCGGACGUCUUGAACUACAUCGACCACGGAGACCCGCAGGUCCGGGGAGCCACGGCUGUUCUCUGCGGGACGCUCCUCUGCUCCAUCCUCAGCCGUUCCCGCUUCCAGGUGGGCGGCUGGAUGGGCUCCGUUCGCACUGUGACAGGGAACACGUUCUCUCUGGCGGACUGUGUUCCUCUGCUGCAGAAAACGCUGAAGGAUGAGUCUUCUGUUACUUGCAAGUUGGCAUGUACAGCUGUGCGGCACUGUGUGAUGAGCCUCUGCAGCAGCAGCUACAGUGACUUGGGGCUGCAGCUGAUCACCGACAUGCUGAGCCUGAGGAGCAGCUCCUACUGGCUGGUGAGGACGGAGCUGCUGGAGACUCUGGCAGAGGUGGACUUCCGGCUGGUGAGCUUUCUGGAGGCAAAAGCAGAACACCUGCACCGAGGGGCGCACCAUUACACAGGGCUUUUGAAACUGCAAGAACGGGUGCUCAAUAGCGUGGUCAUCUAUUUGCUUGGGGACGAAGACCCCAGGGUGCGCCAUGUUGCUGCCGCUUCAUUAAUGAGGCUUGUCCCAAAGCUGUUUUACCAGUGCGACCAAGGACAGGCUGAUCCAGUAGUGGCCGUGGCAAGAGACCAAAGCAGCGUUUACUUGAAGCUUCUCAUGCACGAGGCGCAGCCUGCCUCGCACUUCUCCGUCAGCACCAUCACCAGAAUAUACAGAGGCUACAACUUACUGCCAAGCAUAACGGAUGUCACCAUGGAGAACAACCUGUCCAGAGUCAUUGCCGCCGUGUCGCAGCAGCUUGUCACAGCCACCACGCGCGCGCGCACGUUCGGAUGCUGCGAAGCUUUGUGCCUUCUCUCCACAGCCUUUCCAGUUUGCGUCUGGAGUUUGGGUUGGCACUGCGGAGCGCCCCCGCUGGGCGCCUCAGACGAGUCUCGGAAGAGCUGCACGGUGGGCAUGGUCUCGACGGUCCUCACCUUGCUCUCGUCGGCGUGGUUCCCGCUGGACCUCUCGGCCCAUCAGGACGCCCUCAUCCUGGCUGGGAACCUGCUCGCAGCCAGCGCCCCCAAGUCUCUGCGGAGUUCCUGGGCCGCUGAGGAAGAGGCCGGCCCCGCGGCCAGCAAGCAGGAGGAGGUGUGGCCAGCGCUGGGGGACCGGAGCCUGGUGCCCAUGGUCGAGCAGCUCUUCUCCCACCUGCUGAAGGUUAUCAACAUCUGUGCACACGUGUUGGAUGAGGUGGCUCCUGGACCCGCAGCCAAGGCAGCCUUGCCGUCCCUAGCGAACCCCCCGUCGCUGAGCCCCAUCCGACGGAAGGGGAAGGAGAAAGAGCCAGGAGAGCAGGCGUCCGUGCCGCUGAGCCCCAAGAAAGGCAGUGAGGCCAGCCCAGCCUCCCGCCAAGCAGAAGCCUCAGGACCUGUUACAGCAAAUAAAUCCUCAUCGUUGGGGAGUUUCUACCACCUUCCUUCUUACCUCAAGCUGCACGACGUUCUGAAAGCGACCCACGCCAACUACAAGGUCACCUUGGAUCUUCAGAACAGCGCGGAGAAGUUCGGCGGCUUUCUGCGCUCGGCCUUGGACGUGCUCGCCCAGAUUCUGGAGCUGGCCACGCUGCAGGACAUCGGGAAGUGUGUUGAGGAGAUCCUGGGAUACCUGAAGUCCUGCUUCAGUCGGGAGCCAAUGAUGGCGACUGUGUGCGUUCAACAGUUGCUGAAGACUCUCUUUGGGACGAACUUGGCCUCCCAGUUCGACGGCUUAUCGUCCAACCCUAGCAAGUCUCAAGGCCGAGCCCAGCGCCUUGGCUCAUCCAGCGUGAGGCCGGGCCUCUACCACUACUGCUUCAUGGCGCCAUACACCCACUUCACCCAGGCCCUGGCGGACGCCAGCCUGCGGACCAUGGUGCAAGCGGAGCAGGACCACGAUGCCUCGGGGUGGUUUGAUGUCCUCCAGAAAGUGUCCACCCAGUUGAAGACAAACCUCACAAGUGUCACCAAGAACCGUGCAGACAAGAGUGCCAUUCACAGUCACAUCCGCCUCUUCGAGCCCUUGGUCAUAAAGGCGCUCAAGCAGUACACGACCACCACGUCCGUGCAGCUGCAGAAGCAGGUCCUGGACUUGCUGGCGCAGCUCGUUCAGCUGCGGGUUAACUACUGUCUCCUGGACUCAGACCAGGUGUUUAUUGGCUUCGUGCUGAAGCAAUUUGAAUACAUUGAGGUCGGCCAGUUCAGGGAGUCCGAGGCCAUCAUUCCAAACAUCUUUUUCUUCCUGGUCCUGCUAUCUUACGAACGCUAUCACUCCAAGCAGAUCAUUGGGAUCCCCAAGAUCAUCCAGCUCUGUGAUGGCGUCAUGGCCAGCGGCAGGAAGGCUGUGACACACGCCAUACCGGCCCUGCAGCCCAUCGUCCACGACCUCUUCGUGUUAAGAGGAACCAACAAGGCUGAUGCAGGAAAGGAGCUGGAAACGCAGAAAGAGGUGGUGGUGUCGAUGCUCCUGAGGCUCAUCCAGUACCACCAGGUGCUGGAGAUGUUCGUUCUCGUGCUGCAGCAGUGCCACAAGGAGAGCGAGGACAAGUGGAAGCGGCUGUCCCGGCAGGUGGCAGACAUCAUCCUCCCGAUGCUGGCCAAGCAGCAGAUGUACAUUGAUUCCCACGAGGCCCUCGGAGUGCUGAACACUUUGUUUGAGAUUCUGGCCCCUUCCUCCCUGCGGCCCGUGGACAUGCUUCUGCGGAGCAUGUUCGUCACUCCAGCCACGUUGGCGUCUGUGAGCACUGUCCAGCUCUGGAUCUCAGGAAUCCUGGCCAUUUUGAGAGUCCUCAUCUCCCAGUCCACUGAAGAUAUUGUUCUCUCACGUAUUCAGGAGCUGUCCUUCUCUCCGUAUUUAAUCUCCUGUCCGAUAAUUAAUAGGUUAAGAGAUGGGGACAGUAAUUCAACACCAGAAGAACACAGUGAAGGGAGACAGGCGAAGAAUUUGCCAGAAGAAACAUUCUCAAGGUUCCUCCUGCAGCUGGUCGGCAUCCUCCUUGAGGACAUCGUGGCCAAGCAGCCGAGGGUGGACAUGAGCGAGCAGCAGCACACCUUCUACUGCCAGGAGCUGGGCACGCUGCUCAUGUGUCUGAUCCACAUCUUCAAGUCCGGAAUGUUCCGGAGAGUCACAGCGGCUGCCUCUAGACUCUUCACCGCAGACGGUACCGACGGCAGCUUCUACAGCCUGGAGAGCCUGAACGCACGCGUGCGCUCCAUGGUCCCCACACACCCGGCCCUCGUGCUGCUCUGGUGCCAGAUCCUGCUGCUCGUCAGCCACACAGACCACCGCUGGUGGGCCGCGGUGCAGCAGACCCCCAGAAGACGUAGCCUGUCCAGCACGAAGUCGCGGAGUCCCCAGGUGUCUGAGGAAGAGGAGGACUCCGACUUGGCAUCCAAGCUUGGAAUGUGCAACAGGGAGAUCGUCCGGCGAGGGGCCCUCAUCCUCUUCUGCGACUAUGUUUGUCAGAACCUGCACGACUCGGAGCACUUGACGUGGCUCAUUGUGAACCACAUCCAGGACCUGAUCAGCCUGUCCCAUGAGCCCCCCGUGCAGGACUUCAUCAGCGCAGUGCACCGGAACUCCGCCGCCAGCGGCCUUUUCAUCCAGGCCAUCCAGUCUCGGUGUGAAAACCUCUCUGCCCCCACCACGCUGAAGAAAACCCUUCAGUGCUUGGAAGGGAUCCACCUCAGCCAGUCGGGUGCCGUGUUAACGCUGUAUGUGGACAAGCUUUUGUGUACUCCGUUCCGUGUGCUGGCUCGCAUGGUUGACACCCUUGCUUGUCGCCGGGUAGAAAUGCUUUUGGCUGCAAAUUUACAGACCAGCAUGGCCCAGUUGCCGGUGGAAGAACUAAACCGGAUCCAGGAGCACCUUCAGAGCAGCGGCUUAGCACAAAGGCACCAAAGGCUCUACUCCUUGCUGGACAGGCUGCGCCUCGCCACCGCCCCAGGGUCCCGUGGCCCCUCUCCUCCGGUCACAUCCCACCCGCUGGAUGGGGAUGGGCCCCUCGCACUCGAGACCGUGAGUCCAGACAAAGACUGGUACGUGCGCCUGGUCAAGUCCCAAUGCUGGACGAGGUCCGACUCUGCGCUGCUGGAGGGGGCGGAGCUGGUGAAUCGGAUCCCUGCAGGUGACAUGAGUGCAUUCGUGAGGAGCUCGGAGUUCAACGUAAGCCUGUUAGCCCCUUGCCUGGGCUUGGGCGCGCGUGAAAUUUCUGGAGGCCAGAAGAGCCCCCUCUUUGAAGCAGCCCGUGCGGCGACUCUGGACCGUGUGACCAGUGCGGUGCAGCAGCUCCCAGCUGUCCAUGAGGUGUUCCAGCCCUUCCUGCCUGUGGAGCCCGCCGCCUACUGGAGCCAGCUGCGUGAGCUCUUCGGGGACGCUGCGACAUACCGCUCCCUGACCACGGUGGCCCGUGCCCUGGCCCAGUACCUGCUGGUGUUCCCCAAGCUGCCCGGCCACCUGCACCUUCCUCCGGAGAAGGAGAGGGACACUGUGAAGUUUGUGGUCAUGACCAUGGAGGCGCUCUCGUGGCACUUGAUCCACGCGCACAUCCCACUGAGCCUGGACCUGCAGGCAGGCCUGGACUGCUGCUGCCUGGCCCUGCAGCUGCCCGGCCUCUGGAGCCUGCUGGCCUCCCCGGAGAUGGUGACCCACGCCUGCUCCCUGAUCCACUGCGUCCGCUUCAUCCUGGAAGCCAUUGUGGUGCAGCCUGGGGACCAGCUUCUCAGCCCAGAAAGGAGGACGGCCACCGCAGCCGCAUCCAGGGAGGACCAAGCAGACUCUCAUACGCAGAGCCCUGAGUACGUGACUGCAGCCUGCAGGAUGGUGGCAGAGAUGGUGGAGUCUUUGCCAUCUGUGCUGGCCUUGGGGCAUGAGAGGAACAGCAACACCCCUGCGUUUCUCACGUCGGUGCUCAAGAACAUCGUCAUCAGCCUGGCCCGCUUACCCCUCGUCAACAGCUACACGCGUGUCCCCCCCCUGGUCUGGAAACUUGGAUGGGCCCCCAAGCCAGGAGGGGACUUUGGCACAGCCUUCCCUGAGAUCCCCGUGGAGUUCCUCCAGGAGAAGGAGGUCUUCCGAGAGUUCAUCUUCCGCAUCAACACACUAGGGUGGACCAGCCGCACCCAGUUUGAGGAAACGUGGGCCACCCUCCUCGGUGUCCUGGUGACUCAGCCCCUCGUGAUGGAGCAGGAGGAGAGCCCCCCGGAAGAGGACACAGAGAGGACCCAGAUCAACGUCCUGGCUGUGCGGGCCAUCACCUCCCUGGUGCUGAGCGCAAUGACUGUGCCCGUGGCCGGUAACCCGGCCGUGAGCUGCUUGGAGCAGCAGCCCCGGAACAAGCCCCUGAAAGCCCUCGACACCAGGUUUGGGAGGAAGCUGAGCGUGAUCAGAGGAAUUGUAGAGCAGGAAAUUCAAGCAAUGGUUUCGAAGAGAGAGAACAUCGCCACUCAUCAUUUGUACCAGGCGUGGGACCCCGUCCCUUCUCUGUCUCCAGCCACCACAGGUGCCCUCAUCAGCCACGACAAGCUUCUGCUGCAGACCAACCCCGAGCGGGAGCUGGGCAGCACGGGCUACCAGCUGGGCCAGGUGUCCAUCCACUCGGUGUGGCUGGGGAACAGCAUCACACCCCUGAGGGAGGAGGAGUGGGAUGAGGAGGAGGAGGAAGAGGCUGAUGUCCCCGCCACUUCAUCACCACCCACGUCCCCAGUCAACUCCAGGAAGCACCGGGCCGGGGUCGACAUCCACUCCUGCUCCCAGUUCUUGCUCGAGUUGUACAGUCGCUGGGUCCUGCCGUCAAGUCCAGCCCGGAGGACCCCCGUCGUCUUGAUCAGCGAAGUGGUGCGAUCUCUCCUCGUGGUCUCAGACUUGUUCACUGAGCGCAGCCAGUUUGAGAUGAUGUACCUGACGCUGACCGAGCUGCGGAAGGUUCACCCUUCGGAAGACGAGAUUCUUCUUCAGUACCUGGUGCCGGCCACCUGCAAGGCGGCUGCCGUUCUCGGGAUGGACAAGGCAGUGGCCGAGCCGGUCAGCCGGUUGCUGGAGAGCACGCUCAGGAGCAGCCACCUGCCCAGCAGGACCGGGGCGCUGCACGGCGUGCUCUACGUGCUGGAGUGCGAUCUCCUGGAUGACACCGCCAGGCAGCUCGUCCCCGUCGUCUGCGACUACCUCCUCUCCAACCUCCGCGGCGUGGCCCACUGCGUCAACGUCCACAGCCAGCAGCACGUGCUGGUGAUGUGCGCCACUGCCUUCUACCUGAUCGAGAACUACCCGCUGGACGUGGGGCCCGAGUUUUCGGCAUCCGUCAUCCAGAUGUGCGGAGUGAUGCUGGCGGGAAGCGAGGAGUGCACCCCGUCCACAGUCUACCACUGCGUCCUGCGGGGCCUGGAGCGCCUCCUGCUGUCCGAGCAGCUCUCCCGGCUGGACACAGAGUCCCUGGUCAAGCUCAGCGUGGACAGGGUGAACGUGCACAGCCCACAUCGGGCGCUGGCGGCCCUGGGCCUGAUGCUCACCUGCAUGUACACAGGGAAGGAGAAGGUCAGCCCAGGCAGGACCUCCGAGCCCAGCCCCGCCGCCCCCGACAGCGAGUCCGUGAUCGUGGCCAUGGAGCGCGUGUCCGUGCUUUUUGACAGGAUCAGGAAGGGGUUUCCCUGCGAAGCACGCGUGGUAGCGCGGAUCCUCCCUCAGUUCCUAGACGACUUCUUCCCACCCCAGGACGUCAUGAACAAAGUCAUUGGAGAGUUUCUGUCCAGCCAGCAGCCCUACCCGCAGUUCAUGGCCACCGUGGUGUACAAGGUGUUCCAGACCCUGCACAGCACGGGGCAGUCAUCCAUGGUCCGGGACUGGGUCAUGCUGUCCCUCUCCAACUUCACGCAGAGGACCCCAGUCGCGAUGGCCAUGUGGAGUCUCUCCUGCUUCUUCGUCAGCGCGUCCACCAGCCCAUGGGUCUCGGCAGUUCUCCCCCACGUCAUCAGCAGGAUGGGCAGGCUGGAACAGGUGGACAUUAACCUCUUUUGCCUGGUGGCCACAGACUUCUACAGACACCAGAUUGAGGAAGAGCUGGACCGCCGGGCCUUCCAGUCUGUGUUCGAGGUGGUGGCAGCGCCGGGGACCCCCUAUCAGCGGCUGCUGGCUUGUUUGCAGAACGUCCACAAGGUGGCCUCGUGCUGAGCUCCCGGGGCCACACCAGAUGGUGUGGGGCUCAGGGCCCGGCUCGCCUGGGGCACCGCACCUGCAGGGAGGCUGCGUGCGGGCGUGCGGCAGUUGUGCGCGCGGCCGAGCCUCAGUCCUCAUGGGAGGCACGGGCAUCGGCGUGGCUGGCCCUUCUGUGUAGCUAGUGUCAAUGCCAGGAAGCGUGCACCUUCCUCCAGCGGUCCGUGUGGUCCUUGUGACCGGGCUGCGGCCGCUCCCACGUCCGGGACGCGAGCCCCGCUCCGGCAGGCCGCCCGCCCUCUCCUGGCGGGGCGCGGGGGCAGGGAGCUCUGGGCCCAGCGCUCACUCCCUUCUUGGUUUCUCUCAGGACUUAAAGCUUAAUUGUAUCA
Messenger RNA from Pteronotus mesoamericanus, 9850 nucleotides. RefSeq names its product huntingtin (gene HTT). Lineage: Eukaryota; Metazoa; Chordata; Mammalia; Chiroptera; Mormoopidae. Bases 135 to 9479 code for a protein of 3114 amino acids. Gene Ontology annotation, biological process: microtubule-based transport. Gene Ontology annotation, cellular component: cytoplasm; nucleus. The record is from RefSeq and is a predicted model, not a curated record. The transcript is spliced from 67 exons.